This is a messenger RNA of Drosophila kikkawai, 1386 nucleotides long. RefSeq lists its product as uncharacterized. The record is from RefSeq and is a predicted model, not a curated record. NCBI's taxonomy places the organism in Eukaryota, Metazoa, Arthropoda, Insecta, Diptera, Drosophilidae.
GUGGUCGUCGAAUUGGGUUAGUUGGUUUAGAGUGUCGGGUUGAGUUAGUGUUGGACUGGGGCUGGGGACAAUGCCAUUACUAAUCAAUUUGGCUAAGAGUUUGGAUAACCGUUCGGUGGUCCCAUAAAAGCUGUUCUAAUGAGAUGCGCUCGCUGACAAGACAAAGGCAGUGGCGUCGAGGUGUUGACCACAGAAAUCGCCACUCAGAGGAGUAUCAGUUGGCCCUCGACCGGGAACGGCAACGGACGCUUUUAUCACUAGGUCGAAUUCAGUCCAGUAUUGAGCCAUGAAGUGGGCCGUUUGUGUGGCCUUGUUAUUAUUUGUGGCUUGGAGUUAUCCUGCCCAAGCAGUCAGGAUAUCAGCUCUUGAAACUCAACAACGCUGGCCCCAGAAGGCCAAGAUAAGCUCCAGGAACUAUCCCAUCGAGUAUGUGCUCCUGCCUAAUGCCAAAGGUGGAUACAGGAGGCGUUAUGUCCACGGACUGGGCAAGGCAGCUCCAGCCACUACCACUGAGCGCCCUUUGGUCCGCGUCUGGAAUAGCUUUGUUCGCAGUGUCCAGCCCGCCUUCAGUUUCCGCAACCUGACCAAUCCGCUGGCUAACUUCUUCAACGACGGCAGUGCCAAUAUUAUCGAGACGUCGCCAGUUCUCAUUCAAUCCUACGACGAAGAACAGGAGCUUCCGUACGAGGAACCUGCCCCAUUAACCUCGCCGAGCUCCAGCAAGCGCAACCGGAAGCGCCGCAAGCAGCUAAAGCGCCGCCCCGUCUACGAUUCGGAUGAAAGUGAAGAUCCCUACGGCUCGUAUGAACCCUACUAUGCACCACCGCCCCAUCCAGCCCACCCUCAGCCCAUGUUCUUCUACGAUACCAACUCCGGCAGCUAUUACGGAGUGCAGCGCUUCAGUCCACAGGACUUCCAGGCCAGUUUCUACCACUACCCUGACCAGCAGCAGGGUGAACUAGAGCAGGACGAGAACGAGCAGGAAGAGCCGGCCGUGAUGCGGAGGCUUGGUCACCGGAAGGUUACCCUUCUGCGCCCCCUGCCAGUGUCGCCACCCAAAACCCCAUCCGCAGCCAAGUUAACCGAACUCAGCGAACCAGAAGCGACCAAUGAAAGCGAAGACACGAUUGAGGAGACCGAAAGCGAUUCCGACGACAGCAGCGCAUCGGCAGAUGCAACAACUGGCGAAGACGAGAGCGACAUGGCCACCCACUCACCUCUCUCCGAGAGCAUGCGCAAUGCCCUGGGCGCGUACAUGCGCGACGAUCGCCAUUCGCGGCAGCGUCAGAGGCAAACUAGCGAGGGAGCAGGAGCAUUUGACGCCGAGGCCAAGGUCUCGCCUCGCCUUCAUCCACGCCGCUUCUUUCGGCUGGGCGCCUGGUGAGC